Seriola dumerili (greater amberjack) is the source of this 1362-nucleotide messenger RNA. RefSeq names its product homeobox protein Dlx4b-like (gene dlx4b). Gene Ontology annotation, biological process: embryo development; negative regulation of transcription by RNA polymerase II; cell differentiation. Gene Ontology annotation, molecular function: DNA-binding transcription factor activity, RNA polymerase II-specific; RNA polymerase II cis-regulatory region sequence-specific DNA binding. The transcript has 3 exons. NCBI's taxonomy places the organism in Eukaryota, Metazoa, Chordata, Actinopteri, Carangiformes, Carangidae. Bases 282 to 1055 code for a protein of 257 amino acids. The record is from RefSeq and is a predicted model, not a curated record.
GAUGGAAGUCAGUGUGUUUGAGGCUCUGCAGGCAGGAGGUGUUUGAAGAACCAUGUCGGCUCCUCCAGUGAUGUAAAGAAGGAUCCCAUUCGCUUUUAUUCGAUUUUCACCUCCUAUACAGCUGUGAACAUGCACACUGUAACCUGUCACUGCGGGGAACGCUUUUUCACCAACAAUGCAUUGGACUUAAGUGUGGAUUUGUUCCAAGUUUUCCUCGCUGUCCGACACAACUCAUGAAACCCUCUUCAGAGCGACGGGUUUAUGGACUCGCGUAUUAGCUAAUGAUGUCUAUGGGUUUCAUGCCUGACAGUCUGAAUGCCUCAGAUCCCUCCAAAUCGGCCUUUCUAGAGUUUGGCCACGGACAUCCGGCACACCAGCAACACUCCCCCGGACUCUCUCACAUUUACCCCGUCCAUGGCUUACACGCUGCUGGGCAUUCCCAGCACGAAAGUCCUUUUCCUGGCAGCGCGUCGUAUGGCCGCUCUUUGGGCUACGCCUACCCCGGCGCGGUGAACACUCAUCCCCCGUCUGCUUACAUGCCCUACCAGCACAGCAAUCACUGCAGCAACAGCAGCAGUCUGGCCCACAGCAGAUUAGAGCAGACAGAUCGCGAGAAGUCCACGGUGAUUGAGAACAGGGAUAUUCGUCUAAAUGGCAAGGGGAAGAAAAUCCGGAAGCCUCGGACCAUCUACUCCAGCCUGCAGCUGCAGGCCCUGCACCAGCGCUUCCAGCAGACCCAGUACCUGGCCUUACCGGAGCGGGCCGACCUGGCGGCCAAACUGGGGCUCACCCAGACUCAGGUGAAAAUAUGGUUUCAGAAUAAGCGCUCCAAGUAUAAAAAGAUCAUGAAGCAUGGCAGCGGAUCAGAGGGAGAACAUCUCCACAGCACCAGCUCCAUCUCCCCCUGCUCGCCCGGGUUGCCCCAGCUUUGGGAGGUUUCCAUGGCGAACAAAGGAGCCUCAAUGCACCCAAACAAUUACAUGAACAGUUUUGGUCACUGGUAUCCAAACCACCAUCCUCAUCAGGACGCGAUGCCCAGGUCUCAGAUGAUGUGAGUGGAUUGUUGUUGUUUUUUUGGUGCCGUGCAGACCAGCGGCUCGGCCUGUGAGAAGCGCACUACACUGAACCGGCUGGUCUCCCUCAAGGCCUCUUCUCAGACCUGAACUGCCUUUUAAACGUUUGUCUCGUAUUCACUGUAUUUCGUGUGCGUUUGGAAUUAUAAUUUCACUGCAAAAUAUUCUACCAGGCAUUAAAUGCUUCUUUUUUUUAUUUUUAAGAUUUGUUAUUAAGUCGCUGCAACCUCUGGUGCUCGACCCCAUCUCACUGACAUGUGGAUUUAAUGUGUGCAGUUUACUAAGAGAC